Molecule: messenger RNA, 1593 nt
Organism: Lachancea lanzarotensis
Lineage: Eukaryota; Fungi; Ascomycota; Saccharomycetes; Saccharomycetales; Saccharomycetaceae
Gene: ETP1
Product: LALA0S02e01178g1_1
Exons: 1
Coding region: 1-1593 (530 amino acids)
Biological process (GO): Ras protein signal transduction; protein ubiquitination
Cellular component (GO): cytoplasm
Molecular function (GO): zinc ion binding; ubiquitin protein ligase activity
Source: RefSeq, a predicted model, not a curated record
AUGGCUACAUCGUACCACAUAGUUUUAGAGCUUGAGGACGAAUAUCAAAUAGUAGAAGCGCACCGAUUUUGGACCGGUCAAAACCCUAAAGAUUUAGCCAAGAAACGAAGCAGAGAAACUACCAUCAGUAACAAUAAAGACUGGAGAUUUGGUACCUUGAGAAUAGAAUACUUGCAAAUGGACGAAGAAAAUUCAAUAGGUUUUUUAGAGGCCAACUUCGAAGGCUCAGGAAUAGUUCAUCUAUUUAGAACGGGGCAAGACUUGAGGGGAAACGCUAAUAAUAUGCCAAGUGACCCGAAAUUGACAACAGUGGCCGGAGGGGACACAACAGUGGCAAUUUUAUUUGUACCAAGCUAUCUUACGGCUCGUGAAACACUUUUUUCGUUCUUAGGCGAUACGGUACUAGAUCAAGCGUCUCAUAUCCGCAUUAUUCGCAGCAGCGCGGAGUUUUUGGUCCUCAUCAAAUUUCGUGACCCAGAGUGCGCGCAAGAAUUCAUAAAGGAGUUUGACGGUAAAAAAUUCAAUGCUAUAGACCCAAGUACCUGCCACGUCGCCCAAAUCCGUGAAAUCACGUUCCGGCAUGGGCUAUUCCCAUCAGCGCAAACCAAAACUUCUGCUUUUCCCAUGAUGGAUCCUUUCACGGUACUGGAUUACCAAAAGGUAGACGUAGAACUGCCGACAUGUCCUGUAUGUUUGGAACGACUAGACUCAGAGGUUACCGGCUUAGCCACUAUACCGUGUCAACACACCUUCCACUGCCAGUGCUUGAACAGCUGGAAAGAUAGUCGAUGUCCUGUGUGCCGAUAUUCAGAGCUCAAGGUAAGCAAAAAGUCGCUUGUACGUGGAUCAGCUCGUUGCAGCUCUUGUGGGUCCAACGAAAACUUGUGGAUUUGUAUCAUUUGCGGGAAUAUAGGAUGCGGGCGUUACAACUAUAAGCAUGCUGUGCAGCAUUUCACGGAUACUGGGCACUUCUUCGCAAUGGAGAUGGCCACGCAGCGAGUGUGGGACUACGCAGGGGACAACUACGUGCACAGAUUAGUUCAGAAUGAAGUUGAUGGGAAAUUAGUUGAAGUAGGUUCCUCGUCGUCCCAAAUCGCAGGCGGAAAACGCGAUAAACAAUACCAUCUAGAGUAUGUGCAAGUACUACUGUCACAACUGGAGUCACAGCGCGACUACUACGAGAAAAAAUUGCAAAUGUUGACCGCCGAGACAAAGAUGGAAAAAGCAGAACAAGAAGACGACGUUUACCGACUGCGGGACCUACAACAGCAAAUACAAGACAUGAAAUUAAGCGCAUCACAAUCACGCUUCAAGUCCGAGCAGCGGGUAGCCCAGCUGCGAAAAGAGGUUCAAGAAGAGAAGUCACUUUCAGAAGCGCUACAGGCCAAUCUGGAUCAUCUUGCCGAGAAAGAAGGCGAUCUGCAGCGUCAAUUAGAACAAAACACUGCUGAAAAACAAGAACUGCAAGAACAGGUGCGAGACCUGAUGUUUUUUUUGGAAUCUAACGAAAAAUUGAAAAAUGCUGAUGAAGAUGUUAGGCAAGGAACUCUAGUCGUGAAACCCAAAAAAUCUUCAUCGAAGAAGCGCAAGUGA